CUAUGAGUACGAAUCAGCAUCAAGGAGGUGUGGAGGAGCCGCGGCUGAUCCCCCUUCUGAUGCCCUCAGAUGGAGCAGGAUUGGUCUUCUCAGAAGAACAGGACUCAUCUUCUAGUCGUGCUGGAGCGAGUAACAGUAGGUCUAGGGGCAACGCGCUUCUUCUGGGAACAGUCUUAGCUGGUGACGUGCUGGACACUAUAUAUGAAGAAGCUGAUGCAGAUGCUGAUGAGGAGGGCGACGAGCAGGAGAGCGCGCCCUCAUCUGAGGACGACCUCGGGCACCUACCAGAUCAGGAAGAUGAUCUUCUAGCGGACUGAUCUCACCUAUGGCGAGACACGGUUGCGCAUGUCGAUUUGCAGGAAUGACUCAGCAGGAGAAUUUAAGUGCACAUAAUGCAAAAAAGACGCUCAAGAGUCUCAAGAAGAGUCUUGAAGGAAAUUCUUUCAAGAUGAUCAAGG
Molecule: messenger RNA, 458 nt
Organism: Amoebophrya sp. A25
Lineage: Eukaryota; Dinophyceae; Syndiniales; Amoebophryaceae
Source: the annotation of a GenBank genome assembly